Molecule: messenger RNA, 2505 nt
Organism: Drosophila subpulchrella
Lineage: Eukaryota; Metazoa; Arthropoda; Insecta; Diptera; Drosophilidae
Gene: nan
Product: transient receptor potential cation channel subfamily V member 5
Exons: 8
Coding region: 1-2505 (834 amino acids)
Biological process (GO): calcium ion import across plasma membrane
Cellular component (GO): membrane
Molecular function (GO): protein binding; calcium channel activity
Source: RefSeq, a predicted model, not a curated record
AUGGGGAAUACGGAGAGUAAUGUGACCAGCGGGGUCAAGAAGCAGGCCGGAGUGUCCACCCAAGCCCUCUACAAGUUCGUAAAUCUCAAGGGCGGCGGUCUUCUAGUGGACAUGAUGAAAAGGGCCUGCCAAACGAAGCAGUUUGCCGAGAUCGAUCACGCCAUCAAGACCAAGGUGGAGCCGUUUUUGUACAACAAGGGCGCUGGAAGGUACUUCCCCAUCUCGAAGCUCGUCCUGCUACGCAAUGUGGAUCGCCCCCGGUCCCGCCAGUUGCCAGAGAUCCGAGCUCUGGAGAAUCCCGACGACGAUUUCAACAUCCAUGACUACUGCCCUGAGGUUUCCGAGGCCGAGUAUAUCUCUAAUCCAACCGCAUAUCGAUUCGUCUGCUGGGAUCUGAAUAUGCGUGGUGCUGUGGGCGAGACCAUCCUCCAUUUGUGUCUGCUAAACGCUUCUUCCUUGCACGCUGAUCUUGCCAAGAGGCUGCUCAAAUUCUACCCGAAACUUAUCCUGGACACCUAUAUGAGUGACGAGUAUUACGGUGAAAGUGUCCUGCAUAUUGCCAUUGUCAAUGAGGAUCCUGCCAUGGUAAAAUAUCUAUUGGAUGCCAACGCAGAUGUCCAAGAGCGUUGCUGUGGAGCCUUUAUGUCGGCAGAGGAUACAAAGUUCUCCCGCACAGAUUCACCAGAUCACGAGUACGUGGCUCUGUGUUCCAUGACCAACUACGAUGGCUAUGUCUAUUGGGGCGAAUACCCAUUGAGUUUUGCCGCCUGCUUGUCGCAGGAAGAGUGCUUCCGAUUGGUUUUGGCCCGAGGAGCCGAUCCCGACUUCCAGGACACCAACGGAAACACCGUACUCCACAUGCUGGUCAUCUAUGAAAAGAUCGAAAUGUUUGACGUGGGCUAUGAAGUGGGCACGAAUAUCCAUAUAAAGAACGUUCAGAACCUCACGGCCUUGACUUUGGCUGCCAAGUUAGGAAGAGUCGAGAUGUUCUUCCACGUGAUGAGCAUCGAAAGGGAGAUCUACUGGCAAUUGGGUAGCAUCACCUGUGCUGCCUAUCCGCUUUUGAUGAUUGAUACCAUUAAUGAGGAAACCGGGAAUAUCAACAAGGAUUCGGUGCUGAACUUUGUGGUAUUUGGUGAUAAAUUGGAGCAUCUGGAACUGCUCGAUGGCGUGGUCAUCGAUCUACUGAAGACCAAAUGGGACACGUUCUGCAAGUCGCGGUUCUACAAGCAGUUCUACAUGUUCGCCCUCUACUUCCUCAUCUCGCUGUUCAGCUUUAUCCUGCGUCCAGGUCCGGACAGUAAGGAGGAUGAUGAAGAUAGCGCUAAUAGUACUACGGUUAAAAAUGAUCUAUAUAGGCAAAAUGGUUCCGAUUCGUACCACCGGCAAACUAAGAGGGGCUCGAUGACUACCGAAUACAAAACAUUCUGGCUAAACUUUACUGAAUAUUAUGAUCCGUCGGAGGUGGAGGUCCUCCCGGCUUGGUGGGAAAGUUACGCCCAAUGUCCUUUAAUGAAUCUUGAAUCUGAUUUGGCCAAGCUCCGUAUUAUUGCAGAACUAUUGAACUUCGUUGGAGCUAUUCUAUAUCUUCUGGUCGCCUUGCGAGAGGCUCGCUUCUUGGGCCUGAAAAUGUUUAUUGAAAAUCUGAUGACGGCUCCUUCGCGAGUAAUGUUUUUGUUUUCCUGCGCUUUGAUGAUGACCAUACCCUGGUUAAGGGUUUCCUGUCUCACCGAAAUCGAUGAUCAUGUCACCGUUGUGAUAAUGCUAACCACUGCUCCGUAUUUUUUAUUCUUUUGUCGUGGCUUUAAAACAGUUGGUCCCUUCGUAGUGAUGAUAUACCGCAUGGUCAUGGGAGAUCUGCUCCGAUUCGUCUCCAUCUAUUUGGUGUUCGUGUUGGGUUUCUCCCAGGCCUUUUAUAUUAUUUUCCUGACCUUUGACAGUGGAUCGCCGGCAGAUGGAGAGGAUGCAGAGUCCAAUCCGAUGCCGUCGCCCAUGGAAUCCAUAGUGGCCAUGUUCCUAAUGUCUCUUACCAAUUUCGGGGACUACUAUGGAGCCAUGGUGUCCACGCAGCACGAGUACGAGGCCAAGAUCCUGUUCUUCCUGUUCAUGGUGAUCGUGAGUGUGCUGCUGGUGAACAUGUUGAUCGCCAUGAUGGGUAAUACGUACCAGGUGAUCGCCGAGAUCCGCAACGAGUGGCAGCGCCAGUGGGCCAGGAUCGUCCUUGUGGUGGAGCGGAGUGUCCCACCCGCCGAGCGGUUGAAGAACUUCAUGCAGUACAGUCAGUCAAUGUCGGAUGGCCGAAGGGCCUUGGUCCUAAGGUUAAAUAUGACUGAGGAGGAAAAAGAGGAGAUGAAGGAGGUGCAGGAGAUGAAACGCAUCCAUCAGCGGUUCUCGAAGAAGAGGCAAAUGGAACGCGAAGCCCGCGCCCUUCGACGUCAACAGGAGUACGAAAAGUUCUUCGGCACCGCCCCCAAAUCGGAAAGUUCCGACAACAACAACUUUUGA